AUGGCCAAAGCAGCCGUGCUCUUCGGCCUCUCCUGGCUAGCCCAGUCGGCACUCGCCAAAGACGUCCAUCUUUCCUGGAACAUCACCUGGGUUAACGCAGCUCCUAAUGGCCACUCGCGUCCCGUGAUUGGAAUUAACGGAGAAUGGCCUUGUCCACAGGUUGAUGUCGACUUGGGUGAUCGGUUGAUCGUGGAUGUAUAUAAUGGUCUGGGGAACCAGACGACCGGUAUCCAUUGGCAUGGAUUCCGGCAGUAUAUGACGGGGACGAUGGAUGGGUCUUCGGAUGUUACCCAAUGUCCGCUUGCUCCUGGGAGUAAGAUGACUUAUGAUUUUAUGGCAAACCAAACGGGAACAUAUUGGUACCACUCGCAUAACAUGGGCCAGUAUCCAGACGGCCUUCGUGGUUCUCUCAUCGUUCACGAUCCUGUGCCUCCGAUCGGAUUUGACGACGAAUUCACACUGACCUUCACCGACUGGUACAACGAGCAAAUGCCAACACUCCUGAACAUCUACCAGUCCGAGGCAAAUGGUGAUGCAUAUGGUGGCCGUGAGCCGCUUCCCAAUGCAACACUGAUCAACGAUGCAUCUGACGCUAAGAUUAAGGUCGAACCCAACAAGACGUAUCUCGUACACAUCGUCUGUCUGGGCAAUUGGCCUGGGCAUACAUGGUUCUUUGAGGGUCAUGACAUGACCGUCGUCGAGGUGGACGGUGUCUAUACUGUACCGUACCCAGUAUCUGACAAGAAGCUGCGUAUCACAACUGGGCAGCGUAUGAGUGUCCUGAUCCGUACGAAGCCCGAUAUCAGUCGCAACUAUGCCAUCUGGGAUACUACGGAUGUCAACAUGAUGUUCUUCUACGAACACCGAGAUAUCCCAGCGGGCUUUAACCCUAAUGCUACUGCGUGGCUCGUCUACGAUGAGGCAAAGGAGCUACCGCCGGCACCACCCGUUCACAACCUCGAUCCUAGCUUGGACUUCAUCGAUGAUGUGGAGUUUGUUCCCCUCGACAGGGAGCCGCUUCUGGAGCCUGUCGACAAGCAAAUCAUAUUACACACGGGAUCUGCCGAGAUCAAUGGCGUAUCACGGUUUACCAUCAACCGCCAGACGUAUAGGGCACCGGAAGUGCCGACACUAUACACUGCGUUGACAGCAGAUGACCCCAUGGACGAGGCGAUAUACGGACAGGUCAACCCAAUGGUCGUGAACUAUGGCGAGGUCGUCGAGAUUGUGAUCAACAACCACCACUCAAACUUGCACCCGUGGCAUCUACAUGGGCACCGGUUCCAGGUUCUGCAGCGGUCCGCUGUAGACGGGGGCAUGUUUAAUGGAUACUUCACCAAUAUCUCAUCGUCGCCUGUCCAGCGCGAUACGAUCAUGGUGCAGAAUAACGGCCACAGUGUUAUCCGCUUCCGUGCCGAUAACCCAGAUAAGUUUCCCAACACCAAUCGCAAUUGA
Molecule: messenger RNA, 1455 nt
Organism: Aspergillus chevalieri
Lineage: Eukaryota; Fungi; Ascomycota; Eurotiomycetes; Eurotiales; Aspergillaceae
Gene: abr1
Product: multicopper oxidase abr1
Exons: 2
Coding region: 1-1455 (484 amino acids)
Biological process (GO): cellular response to iron ion starvation; reductive iron assimilation
Cellular component (GO): high-affinity iron permease complex
Molecular function (GO): ferroxidase activity; copper ion binding
Source: RefSeq, a predicted model, not a curated record